UCGAUUCAAUCACUCAUGCUAAAUCAAUUUUGUUGAAUUUUUGUGUAGGUACCUAAUUCGGGCUGUAAAUACUUGUUUCAAGAAGCAUUACAAAAUAAUAAUAAAACUACUCGUAUUAAUAUCAGAGUCGUUUAAUUGGUAACAAUGACUCAAAAACAUCAGUGUAAUACGUAAAAUGUCGGCAGAGAAAACGGAAAAAACCAUAGCAAUACGAUUCGAUCCUAUUCUGCCAGAUUCUGGUGUUUUGUUUUACGAAGAAUGUCCUGCAGAAUAUGAAAUUCCUCGUCCUAUAUUAUUGCCGUUGAAAAGCAGCUCCCAAACACAUUUUGAAGAGCUUCAAACCGAGGCAGUUCGAGCGUGGAAAGAAAAACAAAAAUCUUCUGAUAAGAAUUGAAAAUAUUAUUUCUUUGUUGUUUUGAUUGAUAAAGAUAAGCUUCAAGAUGUACUAUAACCUAUUUAUUGUAGAAAUUAUAUCUGCAUUCAUAUUAGCAGGAACAUUAUUGUACCGAUAUGGAGAUUGCUAUAGAAAUCAUAUUAUUGUGACAGUGUCUGUGAUGACGGCGUGGUACUUUUCAUUCCUAAUUAUGUUUAUAUUGCCAUUGGAUAUCUCUUGGACUGUAUACCGCCAACACCAAUGCCUAAACGCCUCUACACCAGUCAUCACACCAACUCAGGUUAAUGUAUCAAGUACACCGGCACCUGUCAAUGUAUGCCCAAUAUCAUGGCCCGAUAAUGUAUUCCCCAGCCUGUGGAGAGUGGUGUAUUGGACGUCACAAUGUUUGACAUGGUUGAUCAUGCCAAUGAUGCAAUCAUACAGUAAAGCUGGUGACUUCACAGUGAAAGGGAAGUUAAAAUCAGCGCUCGUCGACAAUGCCAUUUACUAUGGAUCCUACUUAUUCAUAUGUGGCAUACUUCUUAUAUACCUAGCCUUCACAUCUGGAGUACAACUAGACGGACCUAAAAUAAAGGCCAUAGCAUCUUCAGCAAGUAACACAUGGGGUCUGUUUCUAUUGAUCUUGCUUCUUGGGUACGCUCUAGUGGAAGUUCCGAGGAAUCUGUGGAAUAACUCGAAGAAGAAUUAUACUCUGUCGUACUGUUACUUCAAGAUCGCUAAAUUGAGUACUGAUAAAUGUGAAGCGGAAGAGACAAUUGAUGACAUAUUGGAGAGUUUAAACACAAUCACAGCAGCAGUAGGGCCUGGUCAUCCGUUGCAGCGUCAUGUGGAAACAAUUGUUCAGAAGUUACCAGUUCAACUUCGCGACAAACUGAAUUCUAGGGCUCCACCCGACAGGGCCCCGCCGCCAUCUUUGAAGAGCUUAAUUAAUUUACACAAAAAGACAAUCAAAGCACUCCACGUGUUACAACGCACGGAGACCCAAUACGGCCUGAUGCUAGAAAAGAUCUACCAUUUAGAAGACGUCGCUACCAACAGCCGAUCCCCCGACCAUCGGUUCCAACACACGUUUCAUAUGCCAAGGCCACGGUUGCAGCGGUUAUUCUAUCCGCCUAUAGUAGAAUGGUACUGGGAGUGUUUCCUCAAGCAAUACUUCCUGAAGACAAUGGCGGUGAUCACUUGCAUCCUAUCGGUGAUGGUUGUGUGGUCGGAGUUAACGUUCUUCAACAAGUCGCCCGUGCUGUCGCUGUUCGCCAUCUUUGUUAACGCGGCGGGGGAUAAUUUCAAUUACGUUGCUAUUGUGACGAUAUCAACCCUCAUAAUCGGGUACAUAUUCUACUGUGCGUACUCAACCGUACUGAAAAUACGCGUACUCAACCUGUAUUAUUUGGCUCCACAUCACCAAACGAAUGAAUAUAGUCUGAUCUUCUCCGGCAUGAUGGCGUGUAGACUCACACCCGCUAUGUGCUUGAACUUUCUGAGUUUGACGCACCUAGAUUCUCAUAUUAUUACGUCACGGAUCAUGGAGACUUAUUAUACACAGAUAAUGGGCCACAUGGACGUACUGCGGAUCAUAGCGGAGGGCUUCAACAUAUACUUCCCGAUGCUGGUGAUAUUCCUCUGCCUAGCCACAUACUUCUCACUGGGCAGCAGAUUGCUCUCCAUGUGCGGCUUCCAGCAGUUCGUUGGUGACGAUGAGCUCACUACGGAUUUGGUGGAUGAGGGACGGGAGAUUGUUAAACGUGAGAAGCGUCGUCGUCAGCGCGUAGAAGAGUCGAUGUCACGUCGUCGCGACUACAGCGAGCGGUUUUCGCAGUACCGCACCGCACGGGACAACGACGGAGCCCACACCGGGCUUCUGCACGACGUCGACAACGACUACUACGCGCCAACAGACAGACAGAUACACAGUUAUCAGCAAGCAGAACAACCCUACAAUAGACCCAACCUGACCCUUGAAGAUGAACUAGACCGUAGGUUCGGGGAAAGUACCCUACCGGCGGUUAGAACGGAAUUCGAUAGGAGGGACAAACUGACCAUGCCACCUAGGGGACUAUUUGAUGAUGUUUAAUCAUUUACUAUAGACAGCUAGACUUAUAAUCGUCUGUUAGAAGAUCGUCAAUGCCUGUUGUAAAAAGAUUUAAUUGAAAUUAACACCUUAUUUCGUCGCAAUAAGAUUCAAGGACUUUUGUAUUGCUCAUUGGAAAACUCUGCUCAAUAGACACGGUAGGCAGAGUUUUUCUUCAGAAGAUUUUUGAGCGUUAUUGUGAUGCCAGUUGCUUUAUGGACGUCAAUGCGUUUAAUGUAAUAGAUAUAUUAAAUGUU
This is a messenger RNA of Colias croceus (clouded yellow), 2719 nucleotides long. RefSeq names its product LMBR1 domain-containing protein 2 homolog. The record is from RefSeq and is a predicted model, not a curated record. Bases 441 to 2465 code for a protein of 674 amino acids. NCBI's taxonomy places the organism in Eukaryota, Metazoa, Arthropoda, Insecta, Lepidoptera, Pieridae. The transcript has 10 exons. Gene Ontology annotation, cellular component: membrane.